Molecule: messenger RNA, 3228 nt
Organism: Conger conger (European conger)
Lineage: Eukaryota; Metazoa; Chordata; Actinopteri; Anguilliformes; Congridae
Product: sushi repeat-containing protein SRPX2-like
Exons: 12
Coding region: 1173-2555 (460 amino acids)
Source: RefSeq, a predicted model, not a curated record
CAUGGUUACUCCAGGAGGCAGGGUUGGAGGACACAAGGCACCUCAAUGUUGUCUCCUGGUCCUGGUCGACUCGCCCUGGUCCUGGUUGUCUUGCCCUGCUUUGCCCUGUCUCAGCUAAGGAGGGACAAACUAUCUGGAGAGAGCAUCAGGCUUGCUGUUCUUGGACCCACGGUGGCGAGUAGACGGUGAAGAACCUGUCUCACAUGUUGGAUAUGUUUGGAGAGAGUCCUGGAGAAGGAGGAUGUCAUCAAGGUAAUCCAGCACAGAGUGGUUGAGAGGAUCACGUUGGAUGUCAUUCACGAGGGCUUGGAAGAUGGUGGGGGCAUUAACUAAUCCAAAAGGGCAUCAUCAUGUAUUCUUAGUGGCCUGUGGGCAUGUUGAAGGUUUCCUCUCAUCCCCCUAGCACAUCUGGAUGAGAUCUGUGCAUUGCACAGGUCAUGGUUCGUGAAGAUGGUGGCCCCUUGGAGUGGCUCGAAAGCUGUGGACAUGAGCGGGAGAGGGUAGCGUAGUUUUUAGGGUAGUUUUUAUGCCGAUCUUGUUAAGGCCAAGUUAGUCGAUGCAGGGCUGUAGACUGCCAUCUUUCUUGUCCACAACGAAGAAGCCUGUGCCUGCUGGAGAGGUGGAUGGGCGGAUGAAACUCAGAGCCAGCACAACUCAAAAUAUAUUCCUCCAUGGCUGUGGUCUCAGGGGCUGAGAGGGAGAGGAGGUUCCGGGGCAGGUGGUCAGCGGCGCAGUUGUAUGGCUGAUGAGGAGGAAGAGUGGUGGCUCGUCUCGUUCUGAAAACCACACUCAGGUCAGCAUACUCAGCAUACAUUUCAUCUUGAAAGCCACUGUUGAAAGCUCAGGAUGGACAAGGGUGAGAGUCUGGACCGGCACGUGGGACUGGUGUAGGGCUCGGAAAGGGACAGGAGCCCAAGGAGGAAUGUGAGCCUGAGAAUAAACUGGAGCUUGAGAGGGCAUUGGAGACUCAAAGCAGUGAGGAGACGAACUGGAACGGAGACAGGCAAAGCGCUUGUGUGUGCCAAAAUAUUAGCAGUGAAUGCAAGACCGCAAUAAUCGUGCCUGCUGGCGGUGAGCUAGCCUACUCACGCAUUGUGCAGAGAGGAGUCGACACUGUAACAUCUUCCAUACUCAGCGAAAACGAAAAGCUCUCUGAACUUCGAGGGAGUGAAAUGUCAAAGUUUUAUUUUCUUUUACUAUUUGAAGCUUUGACUCACGUCUUUGGAUUGACCAAUGAAGAUUCGGGGAGCACGCUGCUGACCGGCUACAAUGAGGUUGCAGCAGAGGAGGCUCCCUAUACACCCCAACUGGAUUACAGAGUCCCGCGGUGGUGCAACUCGCUGAAGAUGCCCAACGGCGAGGUCAGCUGCUCCUCCCCGCGCGGCGGGAACUACCACAACACCCUGGGGACGCGCUGCGAGAUGUCGUGCGACCGCGGCUACCGGCUGCUGGGCCGGUCCUCGCUGACCUGCCUACCGAGCCGCAGGUGGUCAGGGACCGCGUACUGUCGACAGGUGCGCUGCCACGUCCUGCCCCUGGUGUUCCACGGCACGCACACCUGCACCAGAGGGGUGCUUUCAGACUCCCGGUGCGAGUACACCUGCAACCGCGGGUACCGGCUGGAGGGGGUCCACGUCCGCACCUGCAUGCCGGGGGGGAGGUGGAGCGGCGCCGAGCCCGUCUGCGUGGAUCGUGAUCCACCUAAAAUAAAGUGCCCUCUGUCUCGAGUGAGAUUUGCGGAGCCAGGAAAACUGACCGUCAGGGUGUCCUGGGAUGGUCCAGUUGUCAAGGAUACUGCUGACGCAAAAGUCACAGAUAUAAUGCUUACUGGUGAACCGCCGGGGUCAGAAUUUGAAGAGGGAAUACACGUCAUCCAAUACAAAGCAUAUGACCAGGCCAGGAACAAGGCACUGUGCAAGUUCAUCGUCCGCGUCGAGGUGAGGAGGUGCCCUGAGCUAAAAGAGCCACUCCACGGCCACCUCACCUGCUCCCCGGAGGGUUACAUCUACGGGUCUCAGUGUGAAUACCACUGCAACAGGGGAUUCGAGCGAAGGGGCAACCCCUCCACCGAGUGCCAGUUUGACCACAGCUGGUCUGGGGCACCCCCAACGUGCGCCAUGGUGGAGAUCCUCACAGAGGUCAGCACGUCGUCGUCCCUGCUCAGUCAGUUCUACCAGAAGAGAAGGCUGCUCAUCGUAUCCACGCCCAGCACCGACAACGAGUACUACAAGCUCCAGGAGAUCAUGUUACAGAACUCGGAGUGCGGCCUGAACAUGCGGGAGGUGACGGUGGUGGAGCUGCUGGGUCUCCCGCCGGGGGAGACCGGCCGCAUGAACGGGAAGCCCCUCGACGCGCAGGUCAUCGGAGGGCUCAGGUCGGUGCUGAGGAUCUCCAAAGCGUAUUUCUCCAUGGUCUUGCUGGACAAGCGCGGAGUUGACCGCGAGCGUCUCAUGGACCCCAUCACCUCAGAAGAGCUUUAUUCACUGAUCGACACCUUUCUGCUGGACGACGAGGAGCGGAAGCACAUCGAAAAGUACAGGAACUACUGCAGCUGAGCGGCUGAUUGCUACUUCCCCCAAUUGCUGAUUACCACAGCGCCCCCCCAGUGGCGGAGAGUGGAACAAACACACAGAGUUCUGCCAAAAAAGGGCUUUCUGUUCAUAAAUCAUAACCACCAAGAACAAAGUGGUUCGUAAUUAUUGGAUUUUUUUGUCAAUGGCCAAAAAACCUGAAAAGUGUCUAUACGGCGGAACUGGUGAGAAGCAGCACGUUUGCUUCAGGUGUAAAAUUACACAGAUUGCCAUAUGUAUCCAUUCUAUUGAUAUAUAUUGUAUAGCUAGUAGACACACAAUUAGCAUUUGAGUGAGUAUAAACAUGAAAAUCCCAAAGAAUUAAAAUCUACUUAAUGUAACCAUUUUAUAUUGAAACAAUUGUUAAUAAAAAGAAUAAUGAAAUAACAUGACCACAGCUUUCAAAAUGAAAUACAUUUACUAUAUUUAUUCAUUAAAAUAAUAUCAUAGAGAAAUCAUCAUGAGAAAAUAAUAAAAAAUAUUUGGUUUUAAGUUAAGGAAGCACGAGUCAUAAGAAAAGAAAUGCCAGAAUAUAAAAAAUAGAGAGCUGUGUAUUAGUAGUUAAUGAUAUAUGGCACUUAUAUAUGCAUUAUGCAUUUACGGAAAUCAUAUUUUCAUUUUAUUAUUUGCCAAAUAAAUAAUAUUUUUGACAAAAGAA